UAUGUGAUUUUUGCUUGUAAUCAGGUAUCAGAUAACGAAAACAAAAUUUCGCUUUUCCGUACUAAUCGAUUUCGCAUAGUGGAAAUUAUGAAAAUUUAUAGAGAGCAAUUUCGCUUUAUCGCACAGCAUCGGCGUGUCAAAUUCCUUUUAGAAAAAUAUUAUGCAGUAUUUUCAUAUUACUUUCUGCAUCGUGCUUUUCUGAUUAAAACGUGGACACGAAUACGAUUUGAAACACGUCCGAUCCGAUCCAGCGACCCGAUGACUGCCGUUCAUACGGUAAUCCAGUGUAAUCGCAACGGCGGUAGCAGUGCGUAUUUUGAUUGUAUAAAUAUAAUGCAAAUCUAUUAUCUUGUAUUUGCGUAAUAAAAUUAGUUAAACAAAUGGUUCGCAGCAAGCAGAGCAGAACAGAAAUAAUGAGUGAGGACAAUCGAAAAAAAAUAUGGGAAGCAAACGCGCGCUCUUCUGUAUCUUCCUCGCUUUUCUAUCUUCGAUACGAAAUAUCAGCUCCAACCAAGAUGUAAGUACGAAUCCUUUAAUUUAAUCUGGAUUUUAGGAUUGUUUGAUUUCGUAGUUCUGCUUGGAGGGAAUCGAGUAUGUUGGAGACGAUAAAGUUACUUGGAAAUCGGGGAGAGGAUCGAGCAUUUCGCAUCCAGCGUGCUUGGAUUUCAACAAGAAACUGGUAAUCAGAACGUGCGUCAAUGGUACAUGGGUCGGCGGAAAGUGUAUGGAAGUUUUAAGUGCGUGCGACGAGAACGGUUUUUACAAGCACGGCGAUUCCUGUUUCGGGAUUAUUUUUGGUGAAAGCUACGACACGCCUUGCCCGGAUGGAAGCUACAAGUACUACAACUAUACUCAACUAUCCAACAGCGAAAACUUCUGGAUGCCCUUGAAGAACAGGAAUGGAAGGUACAUUUACACGUCAAUCGAUAAAUUCAACGGAAUGGAAUGGUUGCCUAUGACGAGAAUGAACAAAGAUUGCAUAAUCAAAAACCUAACAGAUUUCGAGCAAGUCGAUUGCGCCUCUAAAUUCAACCAUAUGUGCAUCAAUAAAUCUCAUUUUAAGAUGCAAACUACAUCGAAAAAGAACGUUCGCUUAGAGUUGAAGCGCGAUUCAAAGAAGGAAAGAUUAAUCCUUAAAGUCUACUCUCCAGAAAAGCUAAUGAGGAUGUUAGACGAUGAGAGAAAAUACGCUAUUUACUGUUACACUAACGCCAAAAAGAACGCCUUGAAAUCUUUAGUUAAUCUUAAACAAGUAUACAAUAGCUCGGUGAACAGCCAAUCCAAACAGAUAGAGCAACUAUUGAUUUAUCAAAUUAAACCUGAAGAUUAUCCGGGACAGUACUGGUGCAAAGCUUACAAUUUAUCAGAAUCUGAAAUAAACUCGAAUACGUUGAUUGCUCAAAAGAAGGAAGUGGGUAACGAAUUUUCAUUAAAAAUUCGCAUUAUUAACAACAUUUGUCCCGAAUCUUGCAACAUAAGUACUGUGAGUAAACACCUAGAAAAUUACGGUUUGUACCGAGUAUUUUCAAGAAUCAAAAAGGAAAUACGCGUGAUGGAUUACCAAAAUAAUACUGUGCUUCUUCACAUAACAACCAAAAAGAAUAACGAUAUUUCCGAUGAUUAUAUGAAGUUGAUGAACGCUUCUAAUGAAAUCCCUACUGAAUUCAAAUUAGACUAUAUUCGGAGCAGCGAGUAUUGUUUACCUGAAAUGAGUAGUAACACUUAUUGGAAUUUGACUAGCUUAGGUACAAAAGUAGCUCCCAGAGAUCUUUGCUUGAAUCCUAGAGGAUUCCCGAUAACAAGGACGUGUUUGGGUGAUUUUUUGUAUGGAGCUUAUUGGAGCGAUAAUUUAUAUCAAUGCAACGAUCGAGUUUCUCUAAAUUAUAAAACGGAGAUACUCUACAAAAUAGCUACUGCAAAUAUAACAAGUAACGUUACUGAGACUAUAAAACAUAUUACUGCCGAUUCGAGCGAUUUGACUUCUGUGGAUUUCUACUUCGUUGCUCGGACUUUAUACGAUCUUUCAUCAAAGAAAGACAAGGAUGAGCAAGAUAAAGUCGUUGUUAAUUUAAUCGACACCAUUGAUAAUAUAAUGGCUGGAAAAGUGGAGGCUUUGAAGGAGUCUCAAGUACAUUUAAAUGCGACUGAUACAAUUUUGAACGCAAUUGAAAAUAUUUUGAUGAACGACAUCGUGGACGAAUAUUUAGGUGAUGGCGAUUUCUUGAUCAGAAAAGAUAAAUUCCUUGUGCACGUUACCAAACCAUUUAUGAGCAACAUCAGUGGUAUUGCUGUAUAUUCUAAUGGAGAAAACGAGAUUUUCGAUAAAGGCGAAGUGGUUAGAAUGAAGCUAAACCAAACUUUCGAUGAUUUAACCAAAGUUAAUUUAGAUUUGGCUGUUUAUGCUCCUCUGAAACUCUUAGAAAAUAUGAUCAUUGAUGAAGAAGAUAAACUUAAUCUGACUAUUAUAACAACUAUAUUUUACAACGAUAAAUUAUUUAAUACUGUAGAAGAAACUAAUUCCACGACUUUUGGUAAAGUUAUUAGUGUGAGUAUACCUAAUUUCGGGUUAUUUUUGGAGGAACCUAUACCACUUCUCUUCAGAAACAAGAUUGGAAAGGAGUUUGAUAGCGAAUGCGCUUAUUGGGAUUACGGUUCGAAUUCGCCUAAUAAAUCAGGGAGAUGGUCUUCGAACGGUGGGAAUUACAUGGAUUCUAAUGAUCAGGAAUUUUCUAAGUGCGCAUUCACUCAUUUGACCCAUUUCGCUUUAUUAAUAAUGAGUCAAAAGUUGCUGGUGCAUGAAGAUCAGGAGUGGCCUCAUUUCGAAGACUAUUUCGGUGAUAUCGAGGAUCACGACAGCGCUUUGAACAUAAUAACUAUUAUUGGUUGCGCUCUUUCUUUAUUUGGUAUAAGUGGCAUCUUCCUCACGGCUGUAUGCUUCAGGAAGUGGAGACAAAAGGCUGGAACUAAGAUACUUCUACAACUAUCAAUAACAAUUUCUUUGGAGAUUGUUGUAGUCCAUAUAGCUGAUUCUAAGUAUUUACCAAACGCGACUUGGGGUUGUAACGCUGUAGGAAUCUGUUUGCAUUACGUGGUUUUAUCUAAAUUUUCGUGGAUGUUCGUUUCGGCUAUAUUACAAUAUAUUCGUUUUGUUAAAGUCUUCGCAGUUCUUCCACCGAGAAUUGUAUUGAAAGCUAUGAUUUUCGGAUGGUGCAUCCCUUUGCUACCUGUGACUUUAGUUGUGAGUUUCAUGCCUAAUAACUAUAAUUUGGGAGUACAAAAUUUUUGUUACCCAACUGGUCUAGGUUUGUAUUUGGGGAUCUUCGCGCCGAUAGUUUUGAUAGUUACUGCAAAUCUCAUAGUAUUUACUUUAGUGAUGAAGAAUGUUUUGGAAAAUCGUAUUGAAGGCUGUGGAAAAUCUAGAAACAUGCUCAAGCUUCAGUUCUACUUAGCCAUCCUCCUGUUCUUCAUGUUGGGAAUCCCCUGGGUGUUCGGAAUCCUUGCAGAGUGGCUCGAGCAUUCAAUUUUGCAAUUGAUGUUCGUUUAUUUGUUCUGCCUCACAGCCACUCUGCAAGGCUUCGUUCUCUUCAUAUUUUACGUACUUCUCGAUAAAGAUACAAGAACCAUGUGGAAACGUAUCUUUAAAUAAGUGAAGGU
Nicrophorus vespilloides is the source of this 3654-nucleotide messenger RNA. RefSeq names its product G-protein coupled receptor 126. Bases 725 to 3646 code for a protein of 973 amino acids. The transcript has a single exon. Gene Ontology annotation, cellular component: membrane. Gene Ontology annotation, biological process: cell surface receptor signaling pathway; G protein-coupled receptor signaling pathway. The record is from RefSeq and is a predicted model, not a curated record. Gene Ontology annotation, molecular function: G protein-coupled receptor activity. Lineage: Eukaryota; Metazoa; Arthropoda; Insecta; Coleoptera; Silphidae.